ACUUUUUAUAGUAUAAAGAAGAGCUCUGUUGCUGUAAUGCAAUUCGAAAUAAUUUGAAUAAUUAUUAAAUUUAAAUUAAUCUAGCAAUGGCUUUAUCAUUACAAUUAAAACCAAUUUUGGACAUAUUAUUAGUAAUUGUACAUAUAAUUGUUGAUAAAUUGUUAGAAUUUUUGCUUGGUUGGUAUUUAGGUCCACGUAAACACUUAUCUUCAACUUUAACUCCCGGUGAAGAAAAAAUAGUAUUGAAAAGUGCAGUUGAAUUAGCAAAACUCAUCCGAGAGCGUGAAUUAACGUCAUAUGAAGUGGUAAAGGUGUUUUUGGAGCGUAUAAAAACAUUGAAUCCACAAAUAAAUGCCGUUGUGGAUGGUCCUUUUCCAGAAGCAUUGGAGCAGGCUAAAGCAAUAGAUGUUCGAUUUGCAAAAGGCGAUAUAAGUGAACAGGAACUUAUUCAAAAACCGUUUUUAGGUGUACCAUUUACAACAAAAGAUAGUACCGCAGUUGCCACCAAGCUACAUACAUUAGGUUUAGUAUCACGAAAAGAUAUCCGUGCCAAAGACGAUGCGGAAUGUAUUAGGUUAAUGAAAGAAAGUGGUGCAAUCAUUAUUGCUACUAGUAAUGUACCAGAAGUAAAUAAAUGGAUGGAGACCAGGAACAUGUUAAUUGGAAAUACCAAUAAUCCCUAUGAUUUAAGGAGAUCUUGUGGUGGCUCUUCUGGUGGGGAGGGUGCGCUUAUUACAUCGUGCUGCACAGCGUUCGGCUUAGGAACUGAUAUUGGUGGUUCCAUUAGAAUACCUGCAUUCAACUGUGGGAUCUUUGGUCAUAAAACAACAAAGAAUGUUGUAAAUAUGCGCGGUUGUACAUUCCGUACAGGAAAUGAAAAGGAAACUAUGGUAGUUGCUGGUCCCAUGUCCAAAUACGCAACUGAUUUAUUACCAAUCUUAAAAGUAAUAGCUGGCCCGAAAAUGUGUGAUAUACUUAAACUAAAUGAAAAAGUUGACCUCAAAAAAUUAAAUUACUUUUAUAUACCAUGUAACGAUAUGCCGCAGUGCAAUCCCAUUAAUGAUGAAACUAAAAUGACUAUGUUAAAAAUACGGAAUCAUUUUAAGUCAUUAACUGGAAAGGAAGUAAAAUGUAUUAAACUACCAGGUUCAGAAAUUAGUGGUAAAAUGUGGCGAUAUUGGAUGACACAGGAACCAGCAAAUUUUUCUUUGCUACUUGGAAAUGGAGUUAAGCUAAACCCUUUUGUCGAGCUAUUUAAAAAGUUAAUUGGUAGAAGUCAAUUUUCGAUGGCUGCAAUUUUUGGUCUUAUAGAUGGCAUAUUACCACAAGAAAAAGAAAGUUUCAUUAAAGAAGCUACAAUCAAAUGUAAAGAAGCUUUGAAGGAAAUAUUAGGUGAAAAUGGAGUCCUAUUUUAUCAUAGUUCGCCGCGCACUGCGCCCUUUCAUUAUUAUCCACUUGUUAAGUUUACAGACUUCUAUUACUUUGCUAUUUUCAAUGUAUUACAUGUUCCUGUCACUCAAGUACCAAUGGGUAUUGAUAAUAGUGGCAUGCCUUUAGGAAUACAAGUAGUUGCAAAUGAAAUGAACGACAGAUUGUGUUUAUCUGUUGCAGAAGAAUUGGAACGCGUAUUUGGAGGUUGGGUGCCGUCGUUUCCUGUGAAAAAUUAAAUAAAAAUUGUACCAAACUUAAAGUUUGACUAUUAUGGUGAUGGAUUUGAAAUCGAGUUUACUAAUUUUUAAAAAUCUAUUUUUAUACAAUUUUUUAUAAAAUAAAAAUAAUGACGUUAUACAUAUGUCUGGUGCAAUGUUUAAGAAUACGUAUAUU
Messenger RNA from Teleopsis dalmanni, 1824 nucleotides. RefSeq names its product fatty-acid amide hydrolase 2. The record is from RefSeq and is a predicted model, not a curated record. The transcript has a single exon. NCBI's taxonomy places the organism in Eukaryota, Metazoa, Arthropoda, Insecta, Diptera, Diopsidae. The coding region runs from base 87 to 1667 and encodes 526 amino acids.